Hyalella azteca is the source of this 6220-nucleotide messenger RNA. RefSeq names its product serine/threonine-protein kinase Warts. Gene Ontology annotation, biological process: peptidyl-serine phosphorylation; regulation of organ growth; positive regulation of apoptotic process. The coding region runs from base 684 to 4352 and encodes 1222 amino acids. Lineage: Eukaryota; Metazoa; Arthropoda; Malacostraca; Amphipoda; Hyalellidae. Gene Ontology annotation, molecular function: protein serine/threonine kinase activity; ATP binding. The record is from RefSeq and is a predicted model, not a curated record. The transcript has 9 exons.
GUACCCGGAAGCGAAUGCCUCGUGGUGAUACACGUACAUUUAUUUCUUCGCUCGGAACAUGGGAAUUGCUUAGUUUCAUUGUUACAAGUCUUCCAUUACAUGAGCUUCCUUACUGACAGCUGUUUUCCAGUUAGAUAAUUUUCAAAUGCUAUGCAAGAAAGUGCCUUUCGUCUUCAGUGUGAUUAAAGAAUAAUAAUGAACUCGGUGCCAAUUUUGCUCAAAUAAGAUGAGUAUUUUUUAUCGUAACUUGUGGCUGUUUCCAAUAUUGACGUGCCUUUGGAAGAAAGUAAUUAGUGUAAACCGAGUUUGUACUCAUCCUGAAAAACGUAUUUAUUGCUAACGAAUCUCGAUAUAUUCCGUGCCAAUCCAGAGAUCUGUGAUCUUAGUUGAGUGUUAGUGCCUUAUCUCUAUUAGUGAGUGCUAGUUCUAUAGUGUCAAUUGUAACGAGUGUCAGUGUUCGUUCGUAUCUACGUUAUUCCUGGAUAACUGUUCUUAUAGCCCAGCACAGCUUCUGUAAAGGGAAAACUUGUGAUGCUACUCGUGCGAUGAUGACAUCAAUGAUGACGUAUCCACGACACUCGGACACGACGCGGUCGCCUGCAGCUCUCGCCACCUCCCCCGGCUGCACUCAGCUACUGAGGUAGCGAGCUCUGCUGCUGCUCACACGCCCAGGCCUCACACCGAUGCCUCCAUCCGGGACUGCCAUGACCACCAACUCUGUGCCACGAACUACCAGAGCCGACUACCACAAGGAGGCGCUGCACCAGAUCCGGGCGUCGCUGCAGCCCUUCGCCCACGGGGGCCCACGGGAGCGCCUGAGUCCCGUGGUUUGUUCAGCCCCGGAUUGGGCAGGCCCCGCUCCCCCCACUCCUCCCCGCACCAUUGCCUACCAUCACCAGCCACCAUCUCCGCACCACCUGCACCAUGUGCACCACCACAUGCACGUACCGCAUCACCAUCCCUCCCUGCACCACAACCCUGCCCAGCCCCCGCCCCCACAACACUCGGCUGUCAGCAGCGGAGGAAUGUCCUACGAUGUCAUCGGCUCCACCAACCACCACCACAUUCACCCGGCAGCGCUACCACCUCGGUCUUCUUCCUCCACCGCCUCCACUCCCACCGACUUCCCUCAGAUGGCGGGAGCCGCACGCCACUUUGCGUACGAGUCUUCGCCUCCACCACCGCCGCCUCGAGUGCCGUCCCACCAGCCUGGCGGCGGAGGAACUCCGUCUUCACCGCCGCCACAGACAAUGCCGCCUUUGUUGUCCCGACUCUCGCCAGGGCCCGGCAAGAAUAAGCCGCCUGGUCCCAACUACGUCAACGUGAGCGCUGCGGGACCAGGCAGACCUGUGAUGGUGCAUCACAGUGCCGUGUCUUCCGUGGGAGUAAUGGGUCCGCCCCCUCCUUACCCGACACAAGGCAAACCUAUCAAGGUGCAGCCGCCGCCAUACCAGUCCCGACAAAGUCCCGCCGUGGACCGUUCCAGUCCCGCCACUGGGUCGCUGGGGCCGACACCCCCUCCCAUGAUCGCUAGUGGUGGGUCCCUAGGCGCUGGUGCAAUGGCCGUGGCGCUACUGCCGCCGCAGCACCAGCACCAGCCGUCCUACGGCCACGCCGCCCGUCAGGCCAAGACUCCCACGCCCGUCAUCAUGCAGAGCGUCCGUAGCACGCACGUCCAAAAGCCCAUCCUGCAGACAGCCGUCGCACCUCCCUCGCCUCCUCCCCCGUCCACCCUCUCUACAUCCUCCCAACAGCAGCAACAGUUUUCUCAUUAUACCGGAGCGUCUUUGUCGUCCUCCUCUUCGGCUUCCACUAUCACUCCUUCGGCGACGGUGACCCCUCCCCCUCCCCCAUAUACACCUACGCCUUCUAAUGCCUCGGCAUCACCUUACACUCUGCCACCCUCGGCAUCACCCUACACACUACCCCCCACGUCAUCACCUCAUACCCUGCCCCCUGCCUCACCUCUCACACUUUCCACCUCCUCACCAUACACUCUGCCAGUAUCAUCUUCCGCCUCGUCGUAUGCAUCUCCGUACCCUCUGACGUCGCCUUCAUCGUCACCCAGUCCCGUCACUCCGCCCGUACCGUCCAUGGAUGCGCCCGUGCCGCAGUUCGACCCACCCAGUUAUCUCUCAGCAAUUCAGGCUAAGGCCGCUGCUGCUGAUCGCGCUUACAAAGCCUCUUCGUACACGACCCAGCGGGGCCCCUACAGCCGAGGCUCCACAAGUCCGGCGUCCUACGGCCGAGGGUGCGCAAGUCCUGCGCUCACGUCCAUCCCAGUGCAGGAGAACCCCGUGCAGGAACUGGAUCUGUCGUCCACGCCCCUUGCAUAUAUCCCUAUAGAUACCUUGAGCGAGUCUGGUGGUAACUGCGGUCACAUGACCGACGCCUACAGCGAAUGCGACGGCAUCUCCGCAGGGGCGGUGAUGUGUAGCCGACUGAGUCGUGUAAUGGGCGAUACACCGAGCACGGCAUCCCCGCGCUCGGCGUCUCCUGUCUCGUCAGUCACGUCACACGACACACACGCGCUCUCCCCGUCACCGGUGUCGUGUCUUUCAACAGCGACGUCGUCCCCCUCGACGCAGUCCGACAUGACGCUCGAGUCGGGCUAUUCGUCGAGCAGUCAGUCGGCCGUGAGGGGAAUGCUAGCUCCUCCACCUCCAAAUAUGGGUUCUUUGGCCCAAUCCCAUUCCACGACGAGCACCAGUAGCAAUAGUGUUAAGAGUAGUCUACAGACAAGUGCUGGUUCUGCCACCACGACGGUAACGACGUCAUAUAGCUCUGCCAUGCUUCCUCGACCUCCCCCUACUCCCCACCACAACAAGACACUGCAUCAGUCCCCUAUCCCUGAGCGCAAGAAGAUGUCCAAUCAAGACCAGGAAGGCGGACACUCUGAACCCAGAGUGAAGUAUUCACCUGAGGCUUACAAGUUCUACAUGGAACAGCAUGUCGAGAACAUCAUUAAGAGCGUUGAUCAAAGAAAGCACAGAGAAAUGCAGCUAGAAAAAGAAAUGAAGAAAAUCGGUUUAUCUACCAAAGACCAACACGAAAUGAGAAAAGUCCUUUGCCAAAAAGAAUCUAAUUUUAUCCGAUUAAAGAGAGCCAAAAUGAAUAAAUCUAUGUUUCAUCAUAUUAAAACAAUUGGUGUUGGGGCGUUUGGUGAAGUGGCUUUGGUGCGUAAAUACGACGGCUCGAAGCUCUACGCCAUGAAGACGCUCCGUAAAUCUGACGUCAUAAAGCGUAAUCAGGUGGCGCACGUUAAAGCUGAGCGCGAUAUUCUGGCCGAGUCCGACAACGAUUGGGUGGUUAAACUAUAUUAUUCCUUCCAGGACGCUGAUAAUCUUUAUUUAAUUAUGGACUACAUCCCUGGCGGCGAUCUCAUGUCGCUGCUCAUUAAAUUUGGCAUCUUCAUGGAACCUUUGGCAAGGUUUUACAUCGCGGAACUUGUGUGUGCCAUCGAGAGCGUCCACAAGAUGGGCUUCAUUCAUCGCGACAUAAAACCUGACAACAUCCUCAUCGACAGAGACGGUCACAUUAAACUAACAGAUUUCGGCCUCUGUACUGGCUUUCGCUGGACACACAACUCACGCUACUACCAAAGAAAAGGAGACCACGCGCGGCAAGAAUCAAUGGACCCAUGCGGCGACAACGAUCUCGUGUGUCGCUGCAAUGACCUGAAGCCCCUGGAGCGGCGGCGACGCCGGCAACAUCUGCGGUGCCUCGCGCACUCACUCGUCGGCACGCCUAACUACAUCGCCCCUGAAGUGCUCGACAGGAAGGGAUACUCUCAGCUCUGUGACUGGUGGAGCGUUGGAGUGAUCUUGUAUGAGAUGCUGGUGGGACAGCCUCCUUUCCUUGCGAACACUCCCGCCGAAACGCAGUACAAGGUGCUAAACUGGGAGUCAUGUUUGAGGAUCCCAAAAGGAGCCAACGUGUCGCCUGAGGCCAAAGACCUCAUCUUGCGCCUGCUUACAAGUCCAGAGCAGCGGCUGGGUCGUAACGCUCAGGAAAUCAAAAAUCAUUCGUUCUUCGCUGAGGUAGACUUUGAGGCUGGGCUGCGCAAGCAGCAGGCCCUUUAUAUCCCCGAGAUAAAAUACCCUACAGACACGUCUAACUUUGACCCGAUCGAGCCUGACCGUCUUCGCAGCGAAAACGAUUCGGACGCUGACAGCUUCAACAGUAAUCAGCCUUACCACGGCUUCUUCGAGUUCACCUUCAGGCGGUUCUUCGAUAGCACUCCGCCCAGCUCAGGCACCGUCAUCGUGCCGGUAGGGGGCACGGCAGGAGCUGGAGGUGCUGCUGGACAGUCUGGGGAUGACAAAGAUGUGCAGCAUCCUGUCUAUGUUUAAGGGUUUAGCAAUUUUAAACUUUUAUUUCUUGGAAAAUCAGGGAUACGCGAUUGCAGUCACCUGGCUCGGCAACAUGGGUUAUUUCUUCUCCCGUUGUAUACGUCGGAGAGUACAUAAAAUGAGCAGCGAGCUCUCACUUGCAGGAAAACUAACGUGUUUAGUAUCUUCUUCUAAAUUUAACGAACCAGUAAUUAGGGUGACUUGGCUGCAUCGUAAAGCUGAAAUGACUAAUUAGAUCGUCCCACAAAAAAUGCAACGUUUCCACGAACAAUUUAUAUUUUAUUAAGUUGUUACAAAUUUUUGUUAAGUGGUUGCAAUAGUAUGGCGGUGGACAGGCUUGGCAUUAUAACGUCUUCAUCUAGAUCAUGUUUUUAUUAUAAUGCUGGCCCAUUAUCCUCCGCUCCUGUGCAAUAUUAAUCUGCAGUGGCUUUUGCGUUGCAAGUCAGCAAAUAUGCGGUGUCAUACGUUAUUAUAUUAUUUCAUGGAGAGUGCACUCGAAGUGACAGUCAGUGUACAGGGUGGUCAGAGAGGUACUAUUCAAAUGCUAAAUGACUAAAUUGUGUAUAAGUUUUAUAUUAACAUUAAAGAUUAUUUACUUAGUUUUGAGCAACGAUUUAUACUCGUAUUAAUUCCUCAAAAUAUUAGUUGCAUUUAUUGUUGUGCGGAACAUUUUUUGUUUGGACCGUACUUUUCAAACGCGACAGAUUGAUUUCAUUAGCAUCAAAGAAGGAAGUUGUGUCAAAAUUUGAACGCUUGUGUUGCUUGCAUAAACGUAGAAAUUAUUCCAUUAAAUCUGUUCUCCUCCCCUCUUUCUGAUCACCCUGAAGUGCGGUUCCAAUUCUCCCUUCUUGUAUGUUUGUCGUUGCUUUCGAGUGUUCUCUGAGUUUUCGAAACUUGUUAAGUAAGGAUGAAUUGUUCUUGACUCCAGUAUCUGCAGAGUUGGUAUUAUAUUGCUUAUGGAUUGUUCCAGUUUACUUGCCGGCAAUUUGCUUUUAGUCGUCGGCGAGUUGCGCUGGAGUGCAGGAUGCUAGUCAUAGGGUUGCUGUAGCUGAUGGACUCGCCAACGCUUCAGCAACAGUUAUAUGAAAUAUUCUUAGACUUUAUUGAGGUGAUCUUAGGUUUAUUGACGCACUUAGCACCGCAUCUAAGAGGGUGACUCAUGGCGUCAUCAUAUAAAUGGAUGUUGCUGCCAGCUGCCACUGUUUUGAAGUGUGCCAGUUUUAAUGGUCUUUAAAUUAGGGACUUUUAGUCAGAUUUUCAUCUUUUAUUGUGUAUGAUGAAUGCAUUUUUAAGAGAAAAAUUGUUCCCAAAUUGCUUUCGACAUAUUUGAAAAACUUUGAAUGUUGAUUAGCCUGUUCUUAAAUAUUAGAGGUUUGCUAUAACCGUCUGAUCUAUGUGCUCAAGCUAGGUAAAGAUGUUGCAACAUCAGCGUUAGUAUUUUUCGAAGUUAAUGUUUUGUUCUCUGCAGGAUGUAAUGCUACAAGAACGGUCAAGCGAGCUGACCAUGUGUUGCAGUGCAUGUAUUUUAGUGGCUUCUCAAGUUUGGUUUUAGAACGAUUACCUCCUUGAAAAAGUUUUCACUUGAUCAAUUCAUUCUCUGAAAUAUAAAUGUUAUCGGAUAUUUUUGAUCAUGAGUUCGCAACUUAGCGACCGUUUAUUGAUUUGAAAUUUAUAGAUGGCUUGAGAGUUCUAACCUUCUACCGCGGUAUGUCACUCUCCGGGAACAUAACUUUCAACUUAAAUUAUACGAAAACUAUUGAAUGUAGCAACCUGAGGACGUUUGUACGCAAUAGAGAACAUUUUCAAGUUGUUGUACCUAGCGGCAAUCAUCAGUGCAAGUCAUUUUGCGCUCACUAGCAACGUAUCCU